CUAUGUAGAAAAGCCCAAAUGCCAAUGUGUCAUAUAGUUAUUGGGUUUGUGAAACCCUAAAACCCUUAAAUAUAUGUCUGUGUCAAAGAGGCAAGUUAUUGCCGUUUAGGGUUUAAGGAAGAAUCAAGAAAAAGGCAGUUACAGAGGCUCUGGAGCAGCAGCUUGCAGUGUGGUAAUAAAGAAUGGGGGCUGACAAAGGGAAGAAGCAGAAAGUAGAAGAGGAAAAAAACAUUGAUGAAAAGCUCAUUUUUUCCAUUGAAAAGUUGCAAGAAAUACAAGAUGAGCUUGAGAAGAUCAAUGAGAAAGCAAGUGAUGAAGUGCUGGAAGUAGAACAGAAGUACAACGUGAUCCGCAAGCCAGUUUAUGAUAAGCGAAAUGAUAUCAUUAACUCUAUUUCUGACUUCUGGUUGACUGCUUUUUUGAGUCAUCCUGUUCUUGGCGAGCUCCUAACUGAAGAGGACCAAAAGAUUUUCAAAUUCUUAAGUUCUAUUGAAGUGGAAGACUCGAAAGAUGUGAAAUCGGGUUAUUCAAUCACGUUUAACUUUAAGCCCAAUCCUUAUUUUGAAAAUUCAAAGCUCUCAAAGACCUAUACUUUCCUUGAAGAUGGGCCUACAAAAAUUUCAGCUACAACAAUAAAAUGGAAAGAAGGCAAGGGCCUUCCCAAUGGAGUUGUUCACGAGAAGGAAGGAAACAAGCGAGCCCACGCUGAAGAAAGCUUCUUCACCUGGUUCAGUGAAGUCAAUAAAAAAGAUGGCAGUGAUGAUGACGAAAAUGAGGUUCUGGAGAUUCAGGAUGAGGUUGCUGAAAUAAUCAAGGAUGACUUGUGGCCAAACCCUUUGACUUAUUUUAGCAAUGAGCCAGAUGAAGAAGAGUUUGAGGGUGAUGAAGGUGGUGAUGAGGGCGAAGACUCUGAAGAUGAAGGUGAAGAAGGAGAGGACGAGGAAGAUGAAGACGAGGAAGAUGGAGAUGAAGACGACAAAUGAACUGUUAACGGGCCUUGUGUUUGAUUGGAGUUCUCUUUUUCAGCGUUUAAAUUAUCAUACUCAGCGCAGCGCCUGUAAAGAGGCUUGAGUAUUGCAGAAAAAACGAAUUAUAUAUAAUGGUGAUGAGUGAUGACUUCUUUUUGGCUA
This is a messenger RNA of Capsicum annuum, 1130 nucleotides long. Its product is annotated as NAP1-related protein 2. Gene Ontology annotation, biological process: nucleosome assembly. Gene Ontology annotation, cellular component: chromatin; nucleus. NCBI's taxonomy places the organism in Eukaryota, Viridiplantae, Streptophyta, Magnoliopsida, Solanales, Solanaceae. The record is from RefSeq and is a predicted model, not a curated record. The coding region runs from base 183 to 983 and encodes 266 amino acids. The transcript is spliced from 10 exons. Gene Ontology annotation, molecular function: chromatin binding; histone binding.